AUGGCUCGUGGCGUACUCAUCAGACCAACCGAGACGACGGGUCAACACCCCAUGCUGGCGGGACUCGCCUGCAAGCUACAGCCAUUUAUUGUCGGGCCCCAGAUCAAGGGAAAGUUCCAACAUCUCAUCCGACGAGAGGUGUGGGCAAAAGGCGAUCCAAAGCACGUCGUGGACUGGUCAGAUGGACGGACGUGGGCCAAGAUUCGGAGAGAGGGCUUCUUCCACCGCUCCGACGAGAUCAUGGUCAGCUGCGGUACUGUCACCAUCAGAGACUGCGCAUCGAACCGUCCGACCGUGCUGGUCGUCUACAAUUGCGACAUUGGCAUAUUCCAGCUGCCCAAGGGCCGCAAGGACUUUGACGAGGGCCAUCUAGGGGCCGCGCUGCGCGAAACGACCGAAGAGACAGGGAUAGCGGUCCGGCCGUUGAGGUUGAAAUUCGCGUCAAGAGCGACGGUGCCGGCCAAGGCGAUGGGAACCAGGGACUACGGCGCGGAGGACUCACGGGCGGGCUGGACAGAAGGACUCAGCAAUGAGAGUAUUGGCGUCAGCGAAUAUCCAGACCCGGCAACGGGAGCGUGGCGAAACAUCCAUUGGUUCGCGGCAGAGCCGAUUGGUUCGAUGGAGCGGGACGAGAAUCUGAUGCCCGAGGAGGACGACAGGCGCAAGUUUUCGACAUUAUGGAUGGAGGAGCACGAGGCAGUGGCGAGGCUGAAGCUGGACGACGAGCGUUUCAUGGUACAGGUGGCCUUUGCACAUCUCUCGAGCAUGUCAAGGAUGGAGUUGGAGCGGAGCAGAGCCUCAUUAGGGACACAGUAG
Messenger RNA from Microdochium trichocladiopsis, 816 nucleotides. RefSeq lists its product as uncharacterized. Gene Ontology annotation, biological process: AMP biosynthetic process; ATP biosynthetic process. Gene Ontology annotation, molecular function: bis(5'-nucleosyl)-tetraphosphatase (asymmetrical) activity. The record is from RefSeq and is a predicted model, not a curated record. The coding region runs from base 1 to 816 and encodes 271 amino acids. The transcript has a single exon. NCBI's taxonomy places the organism in Eukaryota, Fungi, Ascomycota, Sordariomycetes, Xylariales, Microdochiaceae.